UCCAAGACCGCAGCGCGCGUGAUGCUUGCUAGAGACGCUCGGUUUCAAAAAGUUAUGGGCGAAGGCAAAGAAAUUUCCUUCAUGAACAUGAAGCUCGUGAACACCAUGUACGGCUGCAUAGAUGACUGGUUGACGAACUGCAAGCUGUCAUCUGAACCCUGCAAGAACGGCGGCUACACCAAGAAGGACUGCAGUUGUGCUUGUCCGUUGGGCACGACAGGCGCUAACUGUGAGAACCUCGUCAUGAGCUACAACGACGCCCUGAUCCAGAAGCUGACCCCACAUAGCGCCAAUAUCACCAAACCAGGAGAAGUCACCUCUCCUGGCUACCCUAAAUUUAUCCGUCUAGGAGUGAUAGGAAGCACGCAGGUGAUACGCGCAGACAAGUGCCAGAGGGCCGUAGUCACCUUCCAGGACUUCCAGCUCGACGACGACUGCGACUUCAGCUACUUGGAGAUCCGCACUGACGUUUCCGUUGCGGAAGGCAAAAAGUACUGUGGUACAACAAUAGCAAAGGGAACAGUUUUCAAGAGUGACAAGUCGGAGCUGAUCUUCCACUACAUGAACAAAGACGCUGAAAAACCGGAUGCAGGCUACAAGGCUACCUUCACCACCGAGGCCAUUCCUAACUGCGCCUAGUUGAUGGCGUUGCGUCUACUCACUGAAAUGCAUCAGGAAGAGAUGCCUAUUGGGACGAUGGCUUGGAUAAUUACCGGAAAUUGUGUGCAAUAACUACAAGUUUUACUUCAAAAAUAUAAC
Messenger RNA from Hyalella azteca, 759 nucleotides. RefSeq names its product blastula protease 10-like. The record is from RefSeq and is a predicted model, not a curated record. Lineage: Eukaryota; Metazoa; Arthropoda; Malacostraca; Amphipoda; Hyalellidae. The transcript is spliced from 6 exons. Bases 22 to 639 code for a protein of 205 amino acids. Gene Ontology annotation, molecular function: metalloendopeptidase activity.